AAUAGCCAUGACGAAAAGAAUUUUAAAAAUCCCAACUACAUAUAAAAGUCUCAUCGAAAUAUGUGACAUAUAAAAAAGUUUGUUUGGGGACCAACUUCCCGGGAAGUAUGCUUCAUUUCUUAUGCCAGCAGCAAUCCCUACUCGGAUUUGAAACUCAGAUAAACUCGAAGACCUCUUGCAGUUUCCUCCUUCACACGAUAAUGUUUUUCUAUUUUAAAAUCCAUUUAAAUUUCGGUGGGUCUUUGUUUAAAUUUCCACGUAAAUCCAUUACCUAACUAACCUACUUAUGCUCCCGGGUAUGCCUUUAUGGUAACCCCAGAAUUUUCCAAAUUAUUCCCAAUCCAAACAAAUGCGUAGCCCAAACAAAUCAAGCCAAAUGUUGAGUUCACUUGACAUCACUUCUGGGGGUACGGGUACUGUACCCAAAAACCAAAUGCAAUGGGAGAAUAGUUAGCAAUGCUAUAAACAAUACCCAACACUCGCAUACGUAAACAGGAUGUAUGCACUCCUGAAACUAAGGCGCACUACCAAGUAACGUGACCAUUUUACGACAAAAAUCUUUUUGUUUAUGCUCUUGAGAGGAACUCAAAUACCCUUGGCUGCCGCCUGCGCAUCCACCAAUGGGCAGCGUCGAGCUCGGACGGGAGCCAAAUCCACCACCAGAGUGCCAGCUGGAGGCGAGCCCACUUGAGGCGUGAGGCGUAUUUCCACUCCGUGAAUCCGAGUGAUUCUCUCGCUAGGGAUCAUCGGGGCUGCUAUUUAAAGAAUGCACGGAGCGGCCAACUCGAGCACAUUCGCAGCGCAGCCUUCGAGACGUGAACACCCGAACAGCCCCGAACCGAAUCGGUCCGUACCAAACAGAGAUCCGGAGUGAACAAGUGCACAAGUGCCGCAAGACAGAGCAUAAUCGAGAAUGUUGAAUAUGGAAAGUGCAAGUGUGGGGGCCUCCAUGGCGGGUCUGAGCAAAACUCUGACAACGCCCUUCUCCAUCAACGACAUACUGACGCGCCACAAUCCGGAUAAGCAUCGCGUGUCCAGCUUGGACUCCGAACCGGAGGCGGACAUCAGCGGCAAGAGCCGGAGCUCCAAGCAAAACCUUGAUCGGGAACGAUCUGCGUCCAAGUCGCCGCCGCUUUGCUGCCGAGAUCUGAGCAUCUACAAGCAGGACCCCACCAUGCCCAAUCCCGGCCAGAGACAGACAAACUACUUGCAGUACUAUGCGGCGGCUGCGGCGCUCGACAACAACAAUCACCACAACAGCCAUCACCAUCACCAGGCAACAGCCUCGGGCUCCAGCGGGGGGGACUACAUGCAACGCAAAUUGGCCUACUUUGGCAGCACUCUGUCCGCCCCGCUCGACAUGCGGCGCUGCACCAGCAACGACUCCGACUGCGACUCGCCGCCGCCACUGAGCAGCUCACCCUCCGCCUCGCCGCUCUCCCACGACGGCAGUGCUCUCAGCCGCAAGAAACGGUCGCGCGCAGCCUUCAGCCAUGCCCAGGUCUUCGAGCUGGAGCGUCGCUUCGCCCAGCAGCGCUAUCUCUCCGGGCCGGAGCGCAGCGAAAUGGCCAAGACCCUGCGCCUCACCGAGACCCAGGUGAAGAUCUGGUUCCAGAACCGACGCUACAAGACCAAGCGCAAGCAGAUCCAGCAGCACGAGGCCGCCAUGCUGGGUGCCACAAAGCGCGUGCCAGUCCAGGUGCUGGUCCGGGAAGAUGGCAGCACCACCUAUGCUCAUAUGACACCGGGUGCGGGGCACGGCCUGGAUCCGGCGCUGAUCAACAUCUAUCGCCAUCAACUGCAGCUGGCCUACGGAGGAUUGCCAUUGCCCCAGAUGCAGAUGCCCUUUCCCUACUUCUACCCCCACCCGAAGGUGCCACAGCCGAUUCCGCCGCCAAGCCAGCCCUCAAGUUUCGUCAAUGGCUCCUCGGCCUCGUCGUCGCCAGUGCGUCCUCAACGCACCCCCUGCCCGAGUCCUGGCCAAGUGAUGGGGGGCAUGGAGAGUGGACCGGAGUCCGCGCCGGAGGAUGUGGAUGAGAACGUGGAGAUCGACUAGAACGGAUCGAACCGAAAUGCGGGUUACGUUAUUGUGAUAGCUGUAGAAGUUGUGUUUUAGUCUCUAUGUGUAACCAAUACGAUAGAUAGCUUUAGUAGUCCUAAGUUUUAGCUGUAUCUGAAAGUUAAAUAAAACCAUAAAUGAAAAGAAAUA
This is a messenger RNA of Drosophila pseudoobscura, 2209 nucleotides long. It is a transcript of the gene bap, whose product is annotated as NK3 homeobox bagpipe. The transcript has 2 exons. The record is from RefSeq and is a predicted model, not a curated record. Lineage: Eukaryota; Metazoa; Arthropoda; Insecta; Diptera; Drosophilidae. Gene Ontology annotation, biological process: regulation of transcription by RNA polymerase II; cell differentiation. Gene Ontology annotation, molecular function: DNA-binding transcription factor activity, RNA polymerase II-specific; RNA polymerase II cis-regulatory region sequence-specific DNA binding. Bases 914 to 2056 code for a protein of 380 amino acids. Gene Ontology annotation, cellular component: nucleus.